Messenger RNA from Bathycoccus prasinos, 756 nucleotides. RefSeq lists its product with no specific name. The record is from RefSeq and is a predicted model, not a curated record. Bases 1 to 756 code for a protein of 251 amino acids. The transcript has a single exon. Lineage: Eukaryota; Viridiplantae; Chlorophyta; Mamiellophyceae; Mamiellales; Bathycoccaceae.
AUGGACUUUGAGAAGGCGAAGGACGAUGCGGGAGAAGAAAGAGGAGGAGGAAAAGGAGGAGUUGUCUUCGCGUUAGACGCAGAGCUCGCGCGCGAGUUUUUGUUCGAGUGCGAUUGCGCGAACGCGAUACGGUUGACCGUUCCCGUGCAGUUGGAAAGGAAAACUUCUUUGCCGAGUGGUGAAAGGUGUUCAAAAAAAGUUAGUACCGCGGUUUCGAUUCGAUCAAUCCGCGAGAGUUUCGCGACGUUUUGCGUGAACGUGCGACGGUUGAGUCUCGUUGGGCACUCGGUUCGAACUCUAGAAGAUUUAGAACCGCUGAGGAAGCUCCUGUUUUUGUACGAUUUGAAAUUGCAAACGAUCGAUGGGCAGUUUGCGAAUCCCGUGUGCGAGGUUUUCGGGUACAGGAAAAUAGUGAGCGAGGACGUGUGCGAAGGGCGGUUGGUGUAUUUAGAUGGCGCGAAAGUUGGAAGCGGAGGGACGAGUAUGCUGGAAAGGUCGGUAGAGAGGGCGAGACGAGAAGUUUCGGAAUACGAGGCGGUAAGGAAAAUGAAUAAAGAGGGUAAGCGUACGAGCGAGCGUUUGAGUCAACGCGACGUCGAAGCGAAACGCUCGGCGUUGGCAACGACAUCUGAAAUACGUUUCAACCUUCCGAACGACCAAGUAAGACACUUAAAGCGUCUAUUUAGCAAAUUCGACGACAUAUACGCCGCGGCGAACGAUUUACAAACGCGAGUAAAAAAAUCCUUAGGCGUUUGA